Messenger RNA from Brienomyrus brachyistius, 4865 nucleotides. RefSeq names its product GEM interacting protein. Gene Ontology annotation, cellular component: plasma membrane. The record is from RefSeq and is a predicted model, not a curated record. Gene Ontology annotation, molecular function: GTPase activator activity. Gene Ontology annotation, biological process: signal transduction; activation of GTPase activity; negative regulation of GTPase activity. The coding region runs from base 325 to 3717 and encodes 1130 amino acids. NCBI's taxonomy places the organism in Eukaryota, Metazoa, Chordata, Actinopteri, Osteoglossiformes, Mormyridae. The transcript has 22 exons.
AACAGUCACUCCUGUGUUAAUGGAGAAUCAAAGCGCACGGAGUCCGCAUCUAGCAUUAAAGCACCUGCUGCGUGAAAUGCGGCUCUAUUGGAUGAUUAUCGACGAUCAUGUUUUAAUCCUAGUGGAAUGACUCCAUCCUUCAUCCCGAAGUACGAAAGAUCUUAAGACUACGGGAGACGGAUGAUUUCUGUGUAGAUCGGACUGGUGGAAAUGUUCCACGUCUGGAGCCGCAUCAGUCGGGCGUAUGUCUUAAGUCUGCUCCGCUCUAUUUUGUAAUGACGGUAAUCGCGAAGAAGGGACUGACGAGGACAAAUAAGAAGAAACAUGGAGCAGAUCGGUAGCCUUGGAAGUUCAAGGUUGGAGUCGUCGCCAGCCUUUUUCCCUGCGAUGGAGAGCAUGGAGUCUGCGUGGCUCGGUGACCGAUUACAAGAUAUACCGCAGAUGGUGGCUGAACUUCGGCUUGUGAAUGACAGCCUCAAACAGGCUAAAAAGCUCCUGCAAGAUUUAUGUGACUCAUGUGGAUCCACCCAGCACGACGGGGACGCUGCACUUGAGGGCUUGAUGGCCUCUCUCCAGCCCCUGAGGGAGCGGCACCCCUCCAUGGCUCAUCCCCCUUUAAGCCAUGCCAUCUCAGCCCUUCUCGACUCCCUCAAAGAAGCACUGCGUCCGAGCAGGACAUCCGAGACGAAGCGCUACAGCGAGAUCUUCCGUGAUUUCGACAACCUGGAGCUGUCGCUCAUCCAUGAGACUGUGGAGGACCUGCUACCAGACCCUGAGACCAUAUCCAACGCAGAGACGGAAACCACAGACAUCACGGAUCCGGAAGAACUGACGCCUGAAGAAGGCAACGACAUUGAGAUUCGGGCUGAUGAAGACCAAAAAGAAGGAUCUUCAGCAGCCCAGGAUGCAGACCUGGUGCUGCGCCGGCACGAGGGUGGUGUGGAUCUGGCCCUGCAGUACUCCAAGACGUGGUGCCGCUAUGCUAAAGAUCUGCUCACCUGGAUGGAGAAAAGAUUCAGCUUAGAGCAAGAGUUUGCCAAGAAUGUCACCAAGGCAGCAGAAGCAACCAAAUCUUGCGUCUCUCAGCAGGACUGUAUGCCUCUGCAGUACGUCUACAUCAUGAUCAUGGAGCGUGACAUGAAGAACAGCCAAGAGGCCAAAAAGACCGGAGAGAUGCUGCAUCAGCGUUGCUACCAGGCUCUCGCAGCGAAGAAGAACGAAAUAGACAAAUGGCGACGGGAGUUCAAGGAGCAGUGGGCGAAGGAGCAGAAAAAGAUGAACGAGGCGGUGUCAGCACUGAAGAAGGCCCGGCAGCAGUACAUCCAGCGCUGCGAGGACCUGGAGAAGGCCAAGGCUAUGAGCAGCAAGGCCGAAGAGGAGCUGGGCGGCUACAAGACGCUCGACAAGCGCAGGAAGUCCAGGGAUGAGGCGCAGACCAAGAUGAAGGAGGCAGAGGUGCAGUACAGGCAGUGUGUGACCGACGCCAACGCACACCAGGAGGAUCUGGAGAAGGUGAAAGAGAAGAUCAUCGCCCACAUCCGCAAGCUCAUCCAGCAGGGUGACACCGUGUUGAAGGAGGCCACAGUGAACAUGUUUCACUACCUGCGUCUGCACACGGAGGCCAUCCCCCAGGGCUACUUCAGCCUGGAGCAGACCUGCCGGCCCUACGAGCCCGGCGAGCCGUACCUGACCUACAUCCUGAAACAGCAGCGCCGUUCCCAGCCGCUCCAGGCCUUCAUCUUCCAGGAGUUCGCCCCACAGAGCAGGAGGUCUCCCCCUAGUAGCCGACGCAAAACCAGCAACCCCAUUGGACCCGACUUGGAUGACCGGCCCAGCAGCUAUGGAGACAGCAAGAAGGCCGGCUGCAGUGACUCCGAUAGCAUUGGGGGGAGCAUGGAGUCUCUGACCAGCCCAGCCCGGAAGCUCCUGAAAGCAACUUCCACCGGCACCAUGUCAUCCGAUGACCUGGAGGACAAGGAGCUGGGGAUUUCAUAUGAAAUGGACCCCACUGAGGACGGCAAUGGGACACUAGGGGCCGUGUGCAAAAUGCGCACGCCGUCCAGAGCCGCGCUGACGCACAAAUUAAAGAAGACAAAGAGCAAGAUGUCCAGGUGCAAGCAGUGCGACAACUACCUCCUGGUGCACGGUCUCGAGUGCGAGGAGUGUGGCCUGGCAGUGCACAGGAAGUGCCUGGAAGCGUGCCAGAUAGAGUGCGAUCACAAGAAAGGCACAGUGUUCGGGGUCAGAUUCUCCUUGGUGCAAACUGACAGCUCGGGGGAGGUGCCGUUCCUGGUGCAGCGCUGUACCACUGAGAUUGAGAGCCGGUGUCUGACCGUGCAGGGCGUGUAUCGCGUCAGCGGUUCCAAACCUCGCAUCCAGAAGCUCUGCCAGGCCUUCGAGACGCAGAAGGACCUGGUUGAUCUCGCCGACGUCUCGCCCCAUGACAUCACAUCCAUCCUCAAGCACUUCUUCAAAGAGCUUCCAGAGCCGUUGAUGACCAGCGACCUGAAUGAUGACUUCAUCAUGGUGGGCAGGGUCAUCCAAGGCCUGGCCGAGAAGGAGCCAACUCCCGAAACCACCGGAAUGAUAGAAAAUAUCGUACAGAGCUUGCAGGGGCUUCUGAAGAAACUGCCCUUGUAUAACUACAACACGCUACAUCACAUGAUCACGCACUUGCACAGGGUAGCGGAAAAUGAUGAGGAAAACAAGAUGUCCCCUGCCAACCUGGGCAUCGUGUUUGGCCCCACCCUCCUGGGCCCCCUGGAGUCCGGAGAUGUGACCGAGAUGACCUUGAUGACUAACUCCCAGUCCCAGAUCGUGGAGUUCCUCAUCUCGCACCACGAUAAGGUCUUCAGCCCCCAGACGGAAGUCAGCCUCCUGACCACCACGUCCCACCCGGAAACUCCGAACAGCAAGACCUCCAUGCCUCUGCAUAAUAGCACCCCCCAGGACUCGAAGCCCUUGGCCCAGGAACGACCACGGUCCUUAGAGAAUCACACGCUCAAGAGAGACUCCAGUGAGGGCUAUAUAUCGGACAAGUCUUCGUCCAAUGAGGCGGUGGACCAGCUCAGCCCUGAGACCAAUGAGGGAGCAGUCCUGGCUCUGAACGUGUCCUUGACCCCUUCCCCAAGCGGCCCGGCCCCAGCCCCCGACACACUCCCCGGGCAGCCGCAGGAACACGUGAGCAAGCAGUCGACCAAGUACCAGCUCCCGUCCUCGGCGCUCGGCGCUCACCUGCGUGCCGCGGUCCUGCGAAUGGGUCAGGGAGCGGAGGAGGAGAGGAGCGCGAGUCGGGAGAGAGGGGAGCCCAGGAGCACCAACAGCAGCCGCAGCUCAUCCCCUGAGCAUGGAGUCAUGAGGCAUUCCAGGCGCCGGCUAGAGAUCACCCCAGAGACGGCGCGGCUGCUCAACAAAGCCGGACACUCCCCCAGCAUGCAGGCUCACUCACACCUGUCUCCAGUCAAGCAUGAGGCGGGACCAGAUGCGUCCAAUGGUACGCCGGCUUACUCAGGGGAAGCGGAGUCAAAGGAUAAAAGGCAUUCGUUGGGCAAACUGAACAGCAAUCAGUCCAAUAACAAGCCAGGAGACCGGGGGCGGGACUCAAAUCGGCAAAUCAAGAGGCACCCACCAGAUGAGAGGACUGCCCAACAGAUCCUGUCUGGACUGAAACUGAAACGUAAUCACUCAGGAAAGGGAGAGCAGGUCCAGUUUGUGUGAGGGGAAAUGGACAUAUGAUACAAGCUGGAGUCUGGCGGGGUGACACCUCCAUCCCCCUGGCAACGAUAUACGCUGCCCGGACGAAAAACGUUGCCAUUUCAGAGCCAAUCAUUGGAUCAUUAUUACAGCUCAGCAACAUUAUGCAGCAAUAAAGCGAAGUCAGCUGGGUACCUGAAUCUCCUGAACGCCCAGGUUACCCCAUCAGUGGAUUUUGUUCUUCCCUGUUGGCACGGGCAUAUUCCAGGACGAUAAUGCCCAGACUCAUCACCCUCGAAUUGUCGCAGAGUGGUUCAGGGAGCACUAGGGGGUCUUGCCCGUAACCACAUUGAAGGUCUUUGGCAUAUGCCGUAGAAGAUUUUACAGAGUGGUUCAGCUCCUGCCUUCAAUACAAGAUCCAAGCGCGAAAUGAAUGUGAAUCUGGAUGAAGAUAAAUGUUGAGAUGUGGAAGCAACGCCAUGGCGACCUAGUCAAAGCUAAAGGCGGGCCAAUCAAUGAAAGCUAAAGGCGGGCCAAUCAGUGAAAGCUAAAGGCGGGCCAAUCAAUGAAAGCUAAAGGCGGGCCAAUCAAUGAAAGCUAAAGGCGGGCCAAUGAGAUAUUAAAGUGUGAUUUUUUAUUUUUUUUGGCUGGGCAGUGUAUAAAAAUAGAGACCUUCACACAGGAAUACACACGUACAGAACCGUUUUUUUUUUUUUUUUUAAACUAUGAUUGUACUUGGUUCCCUGCUGAGUCUGUUCAUAUUGAGAUAUAAAUGACAUUAUUAAAAAGACUUUAUACUCAGUCAUGGGUGUGAUGUACUACGCAGAUGUACUAUGACAUACACAGAACACCUCUUUUAAACAUCCCUGCCUUUUGUCAUAUUUUGAAUAUAUGGAGGCACACGCAGCGGAUUUGAUUGGUUAUUGAGAUGAGCUGGAUUCUGAUUGGACAAUCAGGAAUCGUGACUAUGCGAGUUGAGCAAUGACGGUACAGCGGUGCAGGUUACCUUCCUGAGUGCAAUGCCAGGUGUGGAUUAUACCCAGCUUGGCCUCAGGCUACUCUAAUUAUCCUUCACAGUCCUUAUGUGAGAUGAGUCGGUCUUGGUCUUGGUCUUGGUCGCCACGAUGUACAAAAAAAAUGAAUAAAGAUUCACACCUUCUUUGUCUUCUUCA